Molecule: messenger RNA, 1433 nt
Organism: Triplophysa rosa
Lineage: Eukaryota; Metazoa; Chordata; Actinopteri; Cypriniformes; Nemacheilidae
Product: lysosomal-associated transmembrane protein 4A
Exons: 7
Coding region: 21-767 (248 amino acids)
Cellular component (GO): lysosomal membrane
Source: RefSeq, a predicted model, not a curated record
ACACAGGAACUUACAUCUGCAUGUGUGUCCAUCAUUAUCAGGGUGUGCUUGUUGGGUUUUUAAAAGUUCUUUCUGACACUUUCAGCUUGUUUGUUUUAUCGUUAAAGACUUGGAGGAUAAAGAUGUCCGGAAAACGUUCCCUGUGCUGCCAUGUCACCACAGCAACUCGCUCGUUUGCCAUCUUAUAUCUGAUAUGUAAUAUGUUGGAACUGGGGGACAUCAUUCGAAAGGCUUCUUGGGAGAAAACUCGCGGCAUCCCCUAUCAUGAUAUUAAAUCUACCCGCUGUGAGCGUAUCUUUGAUUUUAGCACAAACAUUGUGAUGCUGGUUCUGAUGUCGAUCUCUUGUGUGUUUGUUCUGUUCUCUCAACGCAAGGGCCCCAUGUUUGUGCUGCCUUUUGUGAUGCUGGUGUUUGUGGAUUUGGGAGUGAGUUUUCUGUCCCUGUUUAAUGGAGCCUGGGGACUGCCAGGGACCCCCAAAUACAAAGACGUCCUGCAAGCUGCAAAAUAUUACAAAGGAGUUGAUAGACUUGAUGAGGAGGAUAUGGGCCAUUUCAUCAUGGGAUACACUGUUCUCUUUAUUUUUAACAUAUUGCUGAAGGUGUAUGUCCUUCAAGUGUCAAUGAGAUGUUUCUAUGCCCUGAUGGGAGAAAGAGCUCCUGGCAUGCACGUUGACACUGGAAAUACUGUGACAGUGAAGCUACCUUCCUAUGAUGAAGCUCUCAAAAUGAAAACUGAAGGAGUACCCCCCAGCUAUCAAGAGCCAUGAAAUUUAAAAAAGCUAGACCGCUAUGAGCACAAAUUCACACGCAUGCCAAUAACCACAUGCUAAACGUGCAUUCCAAUACUUGUAACCAAAUAAUGACUAACAUGUUUCUUACUAUAGUGUGUCUUUUACUGGUAGGAGGCCCAAUCUUGGUGAAAGGAGUUUGGCAUCACAUAUACAUCACAAAAACUGCACUGUAAAACUUUGCUGUAGUUUUUGCAGCAGGUUUGCCAGUAAUUUACUGUAGAUUUAAUUACUAUGUAAUAUACUUUCCAAUUAGUACAAUUUUCAAUUACUUUAAUCACAAUUAAAACACUUUGACUUUUGAGAUUUAAAACGAGCAAGAAGAGACUGGCAUUAGCACAUCAACACCUGCAAAAAAUGACAUUCUUCCUAAGCAUUUUUCUCUUGUUUUCUGUAAAAAUAUUUAAAACUUCUUAAAUUACGAUACAUUUACAUAACAAGAAAAGUGACCCGAGAUAUAAAGUCUUGUUUUAUGAAAGAAAAAUAUAUAAACUAGGUAAGUUUAUGCUUUCACAGUAAAUACGCCCUUUUCACAUGACGUCACGCAUCUUCCGUUCUGCCGCGAAGCAGUGUAUCAUUACUUCCGCUAGCACUCCAGUUCAUAAGGUGGCGGUAAUGCACCUAUAAGCUGAUUUGCCAACCGCC